Molecule: messenger RNA, 1179 nt
Organism: Phyllotreta striolata
Lineage: Eukaryota; Metazoa; Arthropoda; Insecta; Coleoptera; Chrysomelidae
Source: the annotation of a GenBank genome assembly
CUCACGUGCUUUGUAGUACACGCGCGGCGGAUCAAACGCCAGUCGGUUACUCGUUAUUCAAUAAACGCAAUACACUCGCCGAGGAGCGCUCGAAAAAUUGAAAAAAAUUGCUGUUUUCUUCCGCGUGUUGAUGCCGAUUUUUUUGAUAUGAAAUCUACUUGUUUGCUUAUCCAAUGCGCUCUAACGUAAGCUGAACUUGAACCAUAACUCAAAAUGACAUCAAAAUGCUGCGGCCUGCGCUCCACGAAAAUCUUACUGUACAUAUUCCAAUUCGUGCUACUGUUUACUGGCCUGGCGAUAUGCCUGUUGGGGGCGUGGAAAUUCCUAAUAACCUUCCACUUGCUGCGGGUGCUCGAUAGCCACACCUACUCCACGGCCUUUUACCUGUUUUUAGCCACCGGUUGUCUAGUCAUUUUAGUAUUCCUGAUCGGCUGCUGCGCCGUACCAAAGCAUUGGACCAAAUUGUUAUUUUUGUACAUCAUUUUGUUGGUGGCAGUUGUCUUGUUCGAAAUACUGAUAGGCGUGCUGGCGUUUUUGUUUCGGGAAAAUAUCGAGGACGAUUUGAAUUUGAAUUUCAACAACACCAUUUUAGCGACCUAUAAAUUCGACGAUGAUAAAACUGCUUCUAUAGAUUACAUACAAGAAAAGUUGCAUUGUUGCGGUGCUUUGGGCUACGAAGAUUGGACAUACAGCACCUGGAUACAAAACGAGACGGUACUGAACAAAGUACCGGAUUCCUGCUGUAAAACAGUGACGGAAAAUUGCGGAUACAGGGAUCACCCUUCGAACAUAAACUUUGAGGGUUGUAUAGGAUUCAUCGUGGAGAAAAUCCGAGCGAAUUUCUGGGUGAUAUUCGUAACGGCGAUUUGCAUAUGCGCCUUCCACGCCAUAGGCAUCGUCCUGGGGAGUAUAUUGUUCGUAAAAUUGGAAUCGGGUAAAUACGACGCGGAUUAUAGCCCCCAAAACGGGGGCACCGAAGCCCUGCUCUCCGAUACGCAGCAUCAUUUAUAAAACCAGCUCCGUUCGUACUUAACCGAAGGUUUAUUUAUUGUUAUGUGUUGCAGCUUAACCAAACCGUUUCCCGGGUUUAUUCCUAGUCAGUUUAUUUAAGUUUACAAAUUGUUAGAACUUUCUACGGUAUAUAAAUAUAAAGGAUAAUAAAUUCUUGAUUAUAAAAUA